Solenopsis invicta (red fire ant) is the source of this 4355-nucleotide messenger RNA. RefSeq names its product guanine nucleotide exchange factor for Rab-3A. Gene Ontology annotation, biological process: exocytosis. Gene Ontology annotation, molecular function: guanyl-nucleotide exchange factor activity. The record is from RefSeq and is a predicted model, not a curated record. Lineage: Eukaryota; Metazoa; Arthropoda; Insecta; Hymenoptera; Formicidae. The transcript has 9 exons. The coding region runs from base 596 to 2449 and encodes 617 amino acids. Gene Ontology annotation, cellular component: Golgi to plasma membrane transport vesicle.
UCGCGUUUUCAGUGUCAUCUGAGACAAGUAGUGUUAACGAUCUGUAGCGCGGGAACAAAAACUCGUUGAGUUCUUAAUUGUUCUUGAUUUACAGGAGAAUGUGUGAGUAAAUAUAUUCCCCUUCAAAGCAUCACGUGCACGAUACGGCAGGAUGACGUAAGGAUAUGCGUGCUACACGAUAGCGCGCGUGUUUAUUCCUUUUCAUUAUCUCAAGUUGUAUUGUAUCUGCAAGCAUUGGAGUGGUUGGAAUUAGAGUAGUCAGGAAGGUAUUAGAGUAGUUAGACGAAAUUGUGUCAAAAGUGAUAAUUUGGUAGAAACAGGAUUUUAUACGCCAGCCUCGUGUCCGAAUGCGUAACGCGCAGUACUCGUAGUCAGUAUUUAUUUAAUUUAGUCUAAAAAUGUAAUUGAAGCAAUCUGCAUGGCAAUCUUUAAUACAGAGCGACACGCCAAAUUCGGCGGCCGUGGCCAGUUAAAUUUUCACACGUAAGUUUCGCACGGUGAUUGCGUAACGAUCGUGACGGGUAAUAGGCUUAUUUGACGUGGCCAAAGUGUUAAUAAGCUUAAAUUUCCCGUUGUUUGCAUAAUAAGAAGAGGCAUGAGUGCGUGCAACACGCAUGUCUAUGUCGAUGUUCACAUGCGAGGAACGCUUGGAAUGCGAGCAAACUUGAAGACUACGUCCGACUACAGUGAGGCGACCAUGAAGGAAGUCCAGGAGCAGCAGCAGCCCGAGUCAAUGGAAUCCAACGAGUCGGUUUCCGGCUCGAACGAAUACGCCUACCGACCGCUCACGACGAAACACAGAAGGGCUGGUAGUACCGGAACAACCGGUGAUGAGGAAUACACCACGGACGAGGAUGAGCUCUACACGGAUGAAGCUGAUUGCGGCACGUUACAUCCACCGCAUCCUAUUCUCAAAUCGGACCUCGCGAGAGCAGCUACGGAUCUCUUUGGAUAUGCCACGAAGCGCGAGGACGAGGAGGAUGAGCCCACUAGUCUAUUCGACGAGGAUGACAACAAGUUCCUAGAUGAUAGUUCCAACUCAACCAAAACCACUUCACUAUUCGCGUACAACGAAAAACUACAAGGUGUCCUGUCGCGACAUCGAAAUUCAUCGGAAGAGAAGAAUUCCGUGAUGCCCUGCGAAAAGCUGAAAUCUCACGAACUGGAAGUCUCGGAAUCUCAAGCUCAGCAUACGAAACCUUUGGAUUUUCGAUUGAACAAAACUGAGUCUGCGGGAGAAGCUAGCGAUGAGAAAGCCAAUGCGAAUUUGAAAAAAGACAAUUCUCUCGAAUCAUCCAAGGGACUCCCUCUUCCUAAAGAUACGCAGUCGGAAGAAUCAUCGAAGCAAGAAUUACUGUGCGAUCCUAAAAAGUCCAAUGGCCCGCCAUCGCCUACCACUCUUCAAUGGGAAAGAGCAGUGGCUGAAGUAAAGGAGCACGCGGUGGCGAAGUUGCAGGAAGAGCUUAAAAGGGCUCAUGAAGAAUUGAAAUUGAAGGACGAGGAGGUGGCUAGACUUUCGCGGAUUAGGCAGGAUGUAGAGACUGAACUCGAGGAACUCACUGCCAGUCUUUUUCAAGAGGCACAUAAUAUGGUUCGGGAAGCUAACGUACGUCAGGCGACGGCGGAGCGACUCCUGGAAGAGAGCCGUAUGAAAGCGGAAGUACUCGCGGCCGAAGUAGCAGCUUUAAAAACUUUGGUGCUUACGUCUACACCGUCAAGGCCCAAUCCACAUUUGCAUCCUCAAAUCGACACCAAGGGACGCAUUAGUAACGGGGAAGAGGGUCAGCAGGGACUCUUUACAAAGAAACAUCGAAGGUCGCCGUCGCAUUUCAAUUUAAAGUAUGGACGAGAGAAUUCGCCGCCUGAGUCUCCUGUAAAGGAACAAAAACCGCCUUUGCCGACCGACAAGGAGACCCUCGAGAGGGAUUGGAAACGUGAUCGUGAGAAGGAUAAGGAAAGAGAAUGCAAGGACUUUGGUCUGGAAGUCGAUCCGAGAGUUCAUACGGAAUUUUUGAGGUGGAAGGCGAAUCCUUGCGUCGACAAGAGCGAUCCCUUCGUUGCGAGGGUAUUCAGGGAGGAUAUCGAUCUCUGCUUGGACUUUCCGAAUAAAGAAUUGGGAGCCAAGGUCAGGCAAGCCGUUUUGGAUGGCAUCAUAUUUAUCGAGGCGGUUAGCGACAAAACGAAACUCGCUUUUCCCAAAAAAUGUGCGUUGUUGGAGGCACCACGACAGUGUCACUAUCGUAUGCGACUUGGUGAUCAAGAAAACCAGUGGCAUUGCAUUUCUCAGAUCUGUCGCAAUCGAAUUAUAGCAGUGUGCGACUUUCUUAAUUAUCUGAGAUACGUCGAGCGUGGUCUUGUCAAAAGUUCAGUUCACGAUGUUUACUGGGAGAUCACGCGGCUGAGGAAAGAAAUGGUUUUCGCACGAUUGGGUCUGGCAUUGUCGUCCUGAGGGUCGCGUAGACGGGAUGUCAUCUAGUCUCGAAUCAAUUCGAGCCAAGAGUUUAUUAUCCGGAAAUAGUAUCAGUCCGUGAAAAAUCGUGCAGAAUAAUUUAGCGACGCCAUUGUCGUUUAUCGGCCUUUUGUGCAGCGAAGGGGAGAGUGCAAUGUUGCAAUAUAUAUCUUUGAGAUAUAUAUUUAAAGUCUCUCUAAUUCUGUAAAGUAAUUCUGAUGAUAAUACAACGAUGUUUCUAAGAAAUUUACGUGCCAUUUAGAAAAUUGUAUUAUAUGACGUAAAAAGUAGGUGUAAUUUAUCGACGGACCUUCCUCUUUUGAUUAUAAUAUUUCAUAGCGUGAUUAAUAAAAUUAAUUUACAUAUAAUUCAAUUUAUUACUAUAAAAUAUUUUUAUUUUUUUGAUUAAAAAGAAUUAAGUGUAUUAUUAAUUUUGCAAUAAAACGUUAAUUUUUCGCACGUAAAUUUUUUCGAAACAUUGCUGAAUUAGUGCCGCCUAUGGCAGGUUCUAGAUUUAAUUAUUUACGAACAAGCUGUAAGCCGGCAAUGAAGCUGAUUACGAGGCUGUGAAUGAUCUUGACAUGCGGAUCAGACAUUGUCGAUGGCUCUCCUAAACGAAAAAUGUAAAUAAUAAGAAAGAUUUUUGAGAUAUUGUGUCAUGUUUUUGUGAAAGUUUAACGUCGACGGACUUGUUAGACUUCAUGCGAAUUAUGGCGGUUCCAGUUCUGUAGCUGUUGAUUCCAUGAAAUAGUUAACGGUUAACAAUCAUACUAUAUAUCACUUGACGUCGUGGUUUGGUAUUAACAUCGAAGAGAGGAAAAAUUAUACUUAACUAAUUCCUUAUAUUUGUGUUUUUCUUACGGUUCAGUUCUUUUUUUUAUUUGCCGUCGCGUGUCAGGUCGUAGUGAUUUUGUUAUUUUAUUGUGUUAAUUUAUCAAUGUUAUAUGUUGUGUUAAUUGUUAAUCUGACUAAUGGCUUCCGUUAAAUACAUGUCUGCCAGUGAUCGUAUAAAUUUAUUAAAAUUUUUAAGUAACUGUACCAUGCCAUCGAGAAAAAUUGUCAUCUAAACUUCCGAUUAGUUGAUACUUAUUGUUGAAUUACAAUGAUUAUAUAUAUUUUCAACAUUAUUACUCAUAGAGAAGAGCUGUAUCUAUGUGGACCAUUUGAAUCUUCAAAUUCUUAGUGUAAAUAUUAUAGAACUUGAUGGAACUUCUCUCAUGUCACACAUAAUGUCUAUACGUCUAUAUCAUAAUGCGUCCGGUUAUACGGAAAAUAUUUGUUUCUACUCUAUAAAUAUUAGUCUGACAUAUUGCAAGAUUGCAAGUGUACAUUCUUUCAUAGAGAUUACGUUAAUACAUCAAUCAAAACUGACAUUUGUCAGUAUCUCCUGAUUGUAUAUACAAAUAUAUGUAUAAUAUAUAUUUUGUUUACUGCGAAAAAAAUAUUCACAACUCUAAAUUUAAUAAUAUGAUAAUUAAAUUUUUCGAGAUAAAUUAUCUGUGCAAUAAUUUUCAGGUUAAUUUGCUCGAUAACUCGAAGCAUCGAAACUGUUAAGAGUGAUCAAUAUACAUAGAUAGAUAAUUAUUUUGACAGCGCAAAGAUUUUUAUUUCCUCUGUUGUCUUCCAUUAUUUAUCGUGUUCGAUAUGAAACGUGCGAAAAGAAGCGAUUAUGUGAUGAUUGGUCGUCAUUUCGAAUUAUGCCAAACGUACAUGUGGCCAACGAAAACGGACAACGUUCUCUCAAAUGUUAUGGAACGUAGUAAAAAGACUUCUUGUAAGCAUUUCUCUUGUGAAUAGAAAAUUAUGUCAACUGUAUAUCAAAUGUAAAUAGAGUCUUCUAACAUUACUCGAAAUAGAAACUUGUAUUUAAAAACGAAAUAAAAAUAAUCGCUAUUGUAAAAAAAAA